Molecule: messenger RNA, 657 nt
Organism: Parascedosporium putredinis
Lineage: Eukaryota; Fungi; Ascomycota; Sordariomycetes; Microascales; Microascaceae
Source: the annotation of a GenBank genome assembly
AUGGCUCCUCCGGCAAUCAUUGCGCCGUCGAUUCUCUCGGCCGACUUUGCCAAGCUCGGAGAGGAGUGCUCGAGGACGAUUGCGCAAGGCGCCGACUGGCUGCACGUCGACAUCAUGGACGGCCACUUUGUGCCCAAUAUCACGUUUGGCGCCCCCGUUGUCACUAUGAUCCGGCCGCACGUGGACGGGCCGGAGCAGCACUUUGGCAAGGGCACGUUUGACUGCCACAUGAUGAUUGCAGAGCCCCGCCGAGACGUCGGCCUUCAAGACGAACCCCGCGACCUCAUCCGCUACAUUCACGAGCAGGGCAUGCUGGCGGGGAUUGCCAUCAAGCCCUCCACAAAGGUGGACGUGUUGUGGGAUGUCUUGGAGAGCCCCCACGAGAAGGAGAGGCCGGAUAUGGUACUCGUCAUGACGGUCGAGCCCGGUUUCGGCGGCCAAAAGUUUAUGGCUUCCGAACUCCCCAAGGUCGAGGAGCUCCGCAGGCGGUACCCGAACCUCAACAUCGAGGUCGACGGUGGCCUCGGGCCCGGUACUAUUGACCAGGCUGCGGAUGCGGGCGCCAACGUCAUCGUUGCCGGCAGCGCUGUGUUUGGGUCUGAGGAUCCGGCCCAGGCUAUCAAGCUGUUGAGGGAGGCGGUGGAGAAGAGGAGGUAA